AUGGACACAUUUGUGACCCUGGCCGAGGUGUUGGAGGCACGGGGGGCACCUCUGGAGGAGGACGAUGUCUGGGCCCUCCUGCAACUCACCGGAGAUAUGUUACUGGACACCUCCUCUAAAGGAAACAGCAAAUGUCAUAUCAUCAGUCCUGGAUCCCUCUUACUGUCUGCCAGUGGCCACCUUGCUUUUAAGAACUGUGGCCGAUCGGAGGACGUCAGCUCUUUCAGUGCCCCUGAAAUGCUGCAAGGACAGGCGUUCACCACCAGGCUUAACACUGAGAAGAUGAUGGUAUAUUCCCUGGGAAUGACACUGUACUGGUCAGUCGAUUAUCGACUUCCUGAGAACCAGCCUGUACAGUUGGGCGACCAUCUGAACGGCCUCUUACUGAGUAUGUGCGAAGACGUAUCUCACAGACGGGCCAAUCUUCUGACUGUGUUGGAGAAGUGUGAAGUUCAUUACAAGACAGAAGUCUUAGCACCUCCCUACAAAGUCAUCAAACAGCUGGUGGAGGACUUCUUCCGGGAUUCUGUGGACCAUGCGUCUGAGAGCAAAGCCCACCUGACUGAUCGCAGCCAGAUGAUCAGAGAAAGAUUACAUGGAGGUUCGCAUCAGCAAUCAGCUUGGGCACAUGCAAUCAAGAGCUCACCAGCCCAUGUAUACCAGUCUGUCUCCGACAGAAUUUCCCAGGAGCGACAUCACAGUGGCAGCUGGAACACCCCAAAUCCAUUCGUCUCUGGUCUCUCUGACCCCAGAGCUUCUCGCCUCUCUGAUUCCACUGUCAGUCUCACCCAGAAAAAAUUAAAGAACCAGGGACCUGAGUUUGUCAGAAGCCUGGAGCCCCAGAUUGUCUUGGAGCUUCCUGGAUCCAUUGUGUCUAAGAAAGGAAAGUCAUAUUCAACACAAAGAGAGCUGAGUGUGGUCAUGCCAAAUGGUCAGCGCAUCCUGGUCAAGUGUGAUGUUAAGUCCAAGGGUGCCGAUGUCUUUGACAUGGUCGUGGCUCAUGCGAACCUGGUCGAGCACUUCUACUUCGGCCUUGCUUUCAUGGACGAUGAUGAAUUUUUCUUCCUGGACCACGACAUAAAAAUCUCAAAAGUGGCCCCUGAAUGUUGGAAGAAACUGCCCUCUGCGAACUUCCUUCUUUUUCUCCGAGUUAAGUUUUUCGUGGAUGACAUCGAUUUAACUUUGCACAGGCUCACUCGUCACCAGUACUAUCUGCAGCUGCGGAAGGAUAUUCUGGAGGAUAGGGUGUGCUGCGAUGAAGAGACAGGCUUGUUCCUUGGUGCUCUGGCCCUCCAAGCUGAAUAUGGGGACUACAUUCCACAGGUGUAUGGGAAGAAUUACUUUCAGCCAGAGCAGUAUGUGUCUAAGAGGUUGUUGGAGAAGAUGGCCUUGCACUGUUUAAAAGACGAGUUAUCCAGACUCCAUGCACUGAGCACCCAGAUGCUUCCAGAAGAAGCUGAGCUGGAGUUUCUAAAGGUUACUCAGCAGCUUCCAGAGUACGGAGUUAUGUUUCACCGUGUUGCCCAGGAGAAAAGAGCUGCUAUGGGAGAGCUGAUCCUCGGAAUAUGUGCUAAAGGAAUCAUUGUGUACGAGGUCAAGAACAACUCCCGCUUCAGCAGUCUGAGACUGCAAUGGAGCGAGACAGACAGCAUUUCCUCCACACGUCGUAAAUUCAGUGUCCAGAACAGCGUCAGUCGACGAAGGCACACCUUCAUAACGGAGAGCUCAAAAAUCUCCAAAUAUCUCCUCAGUCUCUGCUGUGCCCAGCACAAGUUUUACAAUGAAAUGAAUUCACGACAGCGUAGCCACAGCAUAGCCUCAGAGGAGAGUAUUCCACAAUACACUGCCGUGUGCAGGGCCCAGCGCAGCCAGGUGAGGGCGCUGACCUACUCUGACGUCAUGCUCAACGGCGGCGGCCGACACCUUUUGGACACCCCGCCCAGGGACUCCAUGAGCAAGCACUGUGAUGAACUGGCAUCCAAGAUGGAGGCACGCACCAAACAGCAGCAAGAGCAGAGGGAGCCUCAAGAGCUUCAAGAGCAGCAGGAGGACAAGGACAAGCAACCGGCCUGGAGAACUCCAGUUCCAAGCCCCUGUAAAGAAUCCACCUCAUCCUUACACAAGCGAAAUUCAGUGGCUCACUCUGUGGCUUCAACCUUCAGAGAUACCCCAACAAGAUUUGCCAUGCCUGAGCGAGAAAUUGUCUGUGUCUCCCUGAGGAAGGACCCUAAACUGGGACUUGGCAUUGUGCUUAUUGGAGAAGAAAACACAGAGAAUUUAGAUCUGGGGAUAUUUAUUGCAUCGAUCGUCCCUGAUGGACCAGCAGACAAAGAUGGCCGUAUAAAACCAGGUGGGAGGCUGAUUUCUCUCAAUAAGACCAGUCUGGAGGGGGUGACCUUCAGUGUAGCGGCUGACAUCAUACAGAGCUGCCCGGAUGAUGUGGAGCUCAUCGUCUCCCAGCCCAUCCGAGCUGUGCUUGAAAGAAACUACGACUCCCAGACAACACUGAACGCUGAGUACCGGCCAGGCGAGGAUGACCCGGAAGAGGUCCUGACCGUGGAGAUGACCCCCAGCUCUGCCAGCCGGCUGCCCGUACCCAUGGUUCGGGUUAUGGAUGCACAGGAGUGCUACUCCAGGUCGUCAUCUUUGUCCAGUCUAAAAGAUGAUGAAGUGAUCUCUCUGGAGCUGAGGAAGAUUGAUGGUAAUUUAGGAAUGAGCAUCAUUGCGGGCAUUGACAACAAUGUGCGUGACGGUGGGGUCUACAUUAAAAGUCUGGUUCCAGGAGGAGUUGCUGAACAAGAUGGCCGUAUCCAGAUAGGUGACAGACUGCUGGCGGUGGACAGAGUCAGGCUCAGGGGCGUCACCCACCAACAGGCUGUGGACACCCUGAUGAGGACGGGAGAGGUCGUGAGCCUGGUUCUGCAGCGGGAGCUAAUGCCAGAGCAGUGCUACGGCCCCGAUACCCAGAAUACCCAACCUACCCUGCAGGCCCUGCCCGCCUCGAAAACCCCCCAGACCAUCCGUAUCAGGAAGAUCAGCUGUCCUGCAGUUCCCAUAGCAACAUCCUUUUCCAUCAUGGCCAAGGACAACAGCUUCAUGUCUUUGGAAAACACAAUGGAAGUGAUGGUGAGGAAGAGCAUUAAUGGCCUGGGGUUCAGCUUCAUCAUCUCACCCCUGGACACCCCAGGGGAGUCUGGGACCAUCGUCCGGAUCAAGACGCUUUUCCCAGGCCAGCCGGCGGAGGAGUGUGGGCUUAUCCAGGAAGGAGACAUCAUCUUGGCCGUCAAUGGCCAGCCCCUAAGGGGGAUGUCCUACCAGAAAGUUAUCCAUCUUCUGAGGGGAGUCCAGUCUGAGGUCAGGCUGACCCUCUGUCGCCCUGCUGCAGGUGUCCUCACAGACUGUAACCAUACCAGGAGUCCUACAUCCACCAAGAGGGGAGUCAGGUCAAUGUCGCUCGACGUGCGGCCAAACUAUUUUAGCCGGUUUCGUGGGAGCACAGGCUUCUUGGUGAAGAGGGCCCAGGACACAGCUCUGAGAUGAGCGCAGGCCCCCGGCCCCCCUCCCCAGGAAACAAGAGACUGCAGCAGUGGUGAUGGGGGAGACAGUGGAGUGACCACAGGGAGCAAAGAGCUCAGACCUGGAGAUAUGGGCUUCAACUUCGAUAGCCAACAUUAUACCAGCGCCUCUUCAAACAGCGACAGAGUCAGAGUAUGAAGAGGAGGAUGAGGGUCAGACAAAGGAGGAAAAUAAUUUAUGAAAGACGCCAAGCCAUGUGCAUUCGAUCAGUAUU
Conger conger (European conger) is the source of this 3790-nucleotide messenger RNA. It is a transcript of the gene frmpd2, whose product is annotated as FERM and PDZ domain containing 2. The record is from RefSeq and is a predicted model, not a curated record. Gene Ontology annotation, cellular component: cytoskeleton. Lineage: Eukaryota; Metazoa; Chordata; Actinopteri; Anguilliformes; Congridae. Bases 1 to 3540 code for a protein of 1179 amino acids. The transcript has 29 exons. Gene Ontology annotation, molecular function: protein binding.